Fonticula alba is the source of this 1167-nucleotide messenger RNA. RefSeq lists its product as hypothetical. The coding region runs from base 1 to 1167 and encodes 388 amino acids. The record is from RefSeq and is a predicted model, not a curated record. NCBI's taxonomy places the organism in Eukaryota, Rotosphaerida, Fonticulaceae. The transcript has a single exon.
AUGAGGGUGCUCGCAGCCCGCAGCGGCCCGGUGCUGCUGAUGGCCUUGGCGACCCUGCUAAUUCUCUCGGCCAGUUCAUGCCAGUCUGGCGCUCGGGCCAGUGCGCUGAAUGCCACGACGUCGCGCGGCCGCCGCGACCAGGAGCCCGGCCACGCCCCGAGGCAGGCCAUGCCCUACAAGGUCCUCUACCCGACCGAUCGGGCAGAUGACGAGGAAGAUGACCUCCGGCCAGGCGCGGCGCCCAUCAACCCGGGCCUACCACCCGGGCACCCGGACUACGAAGGCCUGACUGCCCGGUAUGCGGUGCGGUUUUCGGCGCGGGCCUUGGCCGACGCGCGCCGGGCACGCCGGGGGAUCCUGUCACAGCGGCACCUGUCGGCAGCGGCCACCCCGGAGCAGGUGCCGGCCCUGCUGGCCGGGCAGGAUCUCCUGGCCCGGAUGAUAGCCCAGCUGGACGAUCGCCAAGAGGCCGGCAUGCAGCGUCGCAGCGAGGCCCUGGACCCCCAGGCGGCCCGGCAGCUCGACGAGGAGCUGGCCCAAGUCCGGCAGGCGCGCAGUGGCCUGGCCGGGGCCCGAGUCGAGCCGGUCGGGCACUUCCUUGAUACGGUGGAGAUCACCCUGCCCCUUGGUCUGGUGGAGAGCCAGCGCCUCGGGCGAAAUGUGGUCAUCGUUCGGCCCUCUCCGGCCGUGGGGGCGGACCUCCUCGGCGAUGGCGGAGGCACGGGGCCCGGCGGGGCCUCAGCAACAGCAGCAGCAACGACACCACCGCCGCCGCCACCACCGGGCCAGCAUUCCGUGCUGUCCUACCCGACGGUGGUCCUGACGCCGGAGCCGCCGGAGCGGGCGCCCUCCCAGAAUCUGGGCGACUUCCUGCGCAGCCUUUUCACCUUCAACCGGCGUCGAGAUGACAUUGUCUGGUUCGAGCAGCAGGAGGCCCGGUGGCGGCACCGCCGCGACCGCGACAUCGGCGCCGACCGGGGGGAGGAUCUCGCGGCCGAGGGCCAAGCCCUCAACGCGCCGGAGGCUCCGACGCCCGACAAUGGGCGGACCUUCUGGAGUGAUCCCAUGUGGCCGGACCAGUGGAAUAUCGUGCGUGUGCCGCGUGCCGGCAGCCAGUCGGGGCCGGGCUCGGGCCCGGCCGCGGGCGGGCCGCGGGGGGAUCUAUGA